Messenger RNA from Drosophila innubila, 14855 nucleotides. RefSeq names its product ankyrin repeat and KH domain-containing protein mask (gene mask). The record is from RefSeq and is a predicted model, not a curated record. Gene Ontology annotation, cellular component: cytoplasm. Gene Ontology annotation, molecular function: RNA binding; protein binding. The transcript has 18 exons. Bases 408 to 12920 code for a protein of 4170 amino acids. NCBI's taxonomy places the organism in Eukaryota, Metazoa, Arthropoda, Insecta, Diptera, Drosophilidae. Gene Ontology annotation, biological process: innate immune response.
UUGCCUUCGUCGUCGUCCGCCUGCUUUUCGACUUUGGCGUGCGUGUGAUUGUCGUUUCGCUCGAUUCAAUAGCGUCCUCUCGCUUGCUCAAACGCAAUGUCGUGCCGCUGACGGACUGGCUGGUCAUUGUUAUCUCGCUUUGACGCGAUGUUCGUUCGGUUUCGUUCGCUGUAAAAUGUGUAAAGUGAUUUUUGCCUGCGCUCGUUUGGGGCGAAGUCGAAAAUGCUCGAAAAAGUUUUAUAAAUAAAAUGCUGCAAUUUAAUAUAUACAAAAAUUAUUAACCAUACAAAAUGCAGAAUUCACCUGACAAUUAUAUUGUGUACUUUCCGCGAUUAUAUAAAAAGAAAAAGCACGCUGUGCAACCAACACGCGUGAAUUGAAUUAAAGGAAGCCUAACCGAGACUAAAAUGAAUAAUGAUGCGAAAAAUCAUGAUGGCGAUGACUUGAACUUGAAUUUGAAUAACGUGCGCUCUGCGUAUUUGAACAAAAAAACAAAGACAACAACAUCUACGAAACCAGUAGCAGCAGCAGCAGCAGCAACAACUAUAACAACACAAAUCGAAGCAAUCAACGCAAGAACACAAGCAACUGCACAAAGACUUGCAGCAGCAAAGAACAACAAUAACAACAGCAACAACAACAACAAUAAUAACGUUGUAAGGCAGGUUAAUUACACCGGUCCGCGUAUUCCAGUCGCUCGAAACUCGAUAGCGGCUGCGCUCAUUGCGAACAAUAUUAAGAAUACCAACACCAACAACAUCAACAGCAGUAGUAGCAGCGGCAAGAAGAAGAUUGCCAAGCAUGAGGCGGCGGCUGUUGGUGCCAAGGAUUUGACAACAACAACAACAGCAGCAACAACUGCGGCAGCAAUCGAACGCGAGAACAACGCAACUGCUGCCAUUGUGGCUGAGUUAAGCCAAUUGAAGAAGAAGAGUGCUGCCAUCGGCAACAGCAGCAAUAACAACAACAACUCUAGCGCCAGGUUAAAAGUUAACAGCAACAACAGCAACAGCGUGUUAGCCACUGCCAAUACUAACAGUACUACCAGUAACAACAACAACAACUCCAAAAUGUCUAAAACGGCUGCCAGUAAAACAAGCGCCCAAAGCGAAGCGGCUGCAUCAGCGUUCGUUACAGCUGGAACCACCACGCCCACAGCCACGCCCAUGCCCGCCACCACAGCAACCACAACAACAACAUCAGCAGUAGCUUCAGCAGCAGCAGCAAGUGAAACAGCAACCACUACAACAACAACCACAACAAUGAAUGCACCUAAAGCGGCCGCCAAUGCCGCAUCAACAACUGCCGGUGCGGCUGCCAAAUUUCGAGCGGCUGUUGCCUCAGCGCCUACGCCCAGUAGCUCAAAGAAAACGCGAGCUUAUGCAGCCCUUAAGCGUCAGGUAGCUUUGCAACAGCAACAACAACAGCAGCAACAGCAACAAACGCCCUCUACAACCGCAGCAACCGGAACAACCUCAAGCGGUAAAACGGUUAUUGGCAAAGAUUCAGCGCAUUUAAAAUUCGCAGCAACAACUUUGCUAAUGGGCGCCGCUGCCGCUGCUGCCGAUAGCAACGCGGGCGCUGCUGUUGGACUCGGAUUUCCGUCACAAUCGUCGAGCAGUACAACAACAAGUGCAAGUGCGGCAACAGCUGUCGCCGUGCUCAAGCAGAAGCUGAAGGACGUUGGCGCCAUCUCGCAUGCUGCCGCUGCGGCGGCAGCUGCUGCCAACCGUUCAGCCUCAUCAUCAACGUCAUCAAACUCAUCACCAUUGUCAUCGUCGGUGGGAAUUGUGAAUGCGAUAUCAUCGGCGUUGCAGAACAUCAUUACAACGGACACCGACACGGAUACCGAGUUCUAUCCACAGCCCGUUACCACAGAUCUUUCCGAAUCUGAAGAGGAGUCCGUAUCAGAGAUCCUAUUGGCAUUCUUGUGUUUAAGGCCAGAUCUCCUGGAUGAUAUACAGGAGUCCGACCCCGAUAGCUGUCCGCAUGAGGAGGCCGAAGUUCGGGAAGAUGAGGACGAAACCGAGGAGGACUCCGAGGACUCUGAUGAAUCUGAAGGUGAUGACGAGGAAGAAGACGAAGAAAUCGAUGUUCUGCAGGAUAACGAUGCAGAUGAUGAGGACAUCGACGAUGAGGAUGACGACGAGGAUGCGCCAGAGGUUAAGAACUUUCUGCUUGAGUCCAACAACAAACGCUCGAGUAAUCUCACCGCCUUGCUGGAGGCUGCCGCCAAUGAAAAAGCACCCGUACUGCGCCAUGCCACCCACGCAAUCGACGAAACCAAGCAGGCGCUAACCAAAAUGCGUUGUGCCAACAGCCCGCGAGAUAAGAAUAGUGCUUUCUCGCGCAGCCUUGCCCAUGCCUGCGCGGACAAUGAUGUCAACACAGUGAAGCGAUUGCUGUGCAAGGGCAACAUGAACGAUGCAGCUGCCUCAACGGAUGAGGGCGAGUCAUUGUUGUCAAUGGCUUGCUCCGCGGGCUACUAUGAGCUGGCACAGGUUUUGUUGGCAAUGUCAGCCGCUCAAGUGGAAGACAAGGGCCAAAAGGACUCAACGCCGUUAAUGGAAGCUGCGUCAGCUGGACAUUUGGACAUUGUUAAACUGCUGCUCAGCCAUAACGCCGAUGUGAAUGCACACUGUGCCACUGGCAACACGCCCCUAAUGUUUGCCUGCGCUGGCGGUCAGGUGGACGUGGUGAAAGUGUUGCUUAAGCAUGGCGCCAAUGUUGAGGAGCAGAAUGAGAACGGACAUACACCCCUAAUGGAGGCCGCAUCCGCUGGCCAUGUGGAAGUAGCCAAGGUGCUGCUUGAACAUGGAGCCGGAAUUAACACCCACUCCAAUGAGUUUAAGGAGAGUGCACUGACAUUAGCUUGCUACAAGGGCCAUCUGGAUAUGGUGCGAUUCCUGCUACAAGCUGGCGCUGAUCAGGAGCACAAAACGGACGAGAUGCACACAGCACUCAUGGAGGCUUCAAUGGAUGGUCACGUGGAAGUGGCACGUUUACUAUUGGACUCUGGUGCGCAAGUCAAUAUGCCAACUGAUUCGUUUGAAUCGCCGCUCACUUUGGCAGCCUGCGGAGGUCAUGUAGAGCUCGCCACACUGCUAAUUGAGCGUGGAGCCAAUAUUGAGGAGGUGAAUGAUGAAGGCUACACGCCCCUUAUGGAAGCAGCACGCGAAGGACACGAGGAAAUGGUGGCACUGCUACUCAGCAAGGGCGCCAAUAUCAACGCCACCACCGAAGAGACCCAGGAAACCGCACUCACGCUGGCAUGCUGUGGGGGUUUUAGCGAUGUGGCUGCCUUUCUGAUCAAUGGUGGGGCCAAUCUGGAGCUGGGUGCAUCCACGCCUCUAAUGGAAGCUUCACAAGAAGGUCACACCGAACUGGUGCGCUUUCUGUUGCAGAACAAGGCAAAUGUUCAUGCUGAGACACAAACCGGGGACACAGCGUUAACUCAUGCCUGUGAAAAUGGGCAUACAGAGACUGCUGGCGUACUGGUGUCGUAUGGCGCUGAACUAGAGCACGAGUCUGAAGGUGGACGAACUCCACUGAUGAAGGCUUGUCGCGCCGGUCACUUGUGCACCGUCAAGUACCUCAUACAGAAGGGCGCUAAUGUCAACAAGCAGACGACCAGCAAUGAUCACACUCCGCUAUCGUUGGCCUGCGCUGGUGGACAUCACUCUGUGGUGGAGUUGUUGCUCAAGAACAAUGCGGAUCCUUUUCACAAGCUCAAGGACAACAGCACGAUGCUGAUCGAGGCCUCCAAAGGGGGCCAUACACGUGUCGUGGAGCUGCUCUUUCGUUAUCCGCAUAUCUCACCCACAGAACUUGCUGCUGGCGCAAAUGCUCAGUCUGCGAAUGCACAGGCUGCCAAUCAAAUGCGUCUAAUCACCACACAGCAGCAAAAGUUACUGCAGCAGCAGCUACAGCAUCAACUUCAGCAGUUGAAUGCUCCACCAGGUUUACACGAGUUGUCUGAGGCGGCACGCGCAAGUAAUCAACAGCAGAUGUUCCAUCAGCAACAAUUCAGUGGCAGUUCCCCCAACAACAUUGUUGCCCUGGGCCCUGGUGAAUUUCUAGACGCUAGUGAGCUUCAGCUCACGGCGGCUUCAGCUGCUGGCAACAGUGAUGCAUCUGUCACAGAGGAAUAUGUCUCUGCGGUGGGUGGUGCCGGAGGAGGCGGCAUUGAUCUGACCACACUUAGCGCACAGCAACAGGAGGGCCUUAUUGCCAAAUCUCGUCUAUUUCAUCUGCAGCCUGGCUUUGAUCAACAGCAGCAAGCAACACUGCCAUCAUCUGGGGCACAACUGGUGCCUUGCAAGCACUUUGAUCUGGAUAUGGAGCACAUUAACUCGCUAACGCCACCGCAAAAGGCACCACCAGCGCCCCCUGUUCUAUUCCAUACCGUUUGCCAGCAGCCCGUAUUACAACAACAACCACCACCACCACAACAAUUGCACCAGCAACAGCCAAAGCUCAAAGGCGUCGGUUCCCGCAAGAAUCGCCAGUUAAUGAACGAGCUGAAAUCCAUUGAUUUACCAUUGGAGGCCAUUGAUUUGCCGCUAGAUCAGCAUUCCGAGCAAAUCCGCACACAGCCUCUUGGUGAGGACGAUAAACAACAACAACAGCAGCAGCAACAGCAGUUUGCCUGCGCUGGCGAGGAUGCGCGUCUGCAGAGGCGACGAGGCUUCGAUGCACCUUGCGAAGGUGGUGAAAGCAGCGAGGUAACCAUGGAAGCCACUCCGAAAGGUGCCGCUGUCAGCGAUAGCAAUACAAGUUCAUCCAAUGCUACCGAAAAUGGCUCACAAAUGCCAACACGCCAGACUAGCGGCUCCAGCACCAUCACCCACUCUUCGGAGGUGCUGCAGAGCACUGCAAUAAGCGAUCGACCCAAGGUGAAGGCCAGCAACAAGAACAAUCGCAAACUGGCUGCUGCUGCAGCAGCGGCAGGCGCUGCGGCAGCCUCAGCAGCAGCGGCAGCACAGCAAGCUCAAUUAUUGCCAAUGCAGCAGAAUCAAAUGGUGUCCAUCUACAAUAAUUUGCAAUUGCAACAGCAACAGGAGCUCCAGCUGCAGCAGCAAAUGCAACAAACUCAGCUACAACUGCAGCAACAUCUGCAACUGCAUCAUCAUCAGCAUGCCGCCUCUGUUGUGGACUACUCCAAUUCACCAGCCUCGCCGAUGGCGUCACCCACUGGCGGCAGCAGCAACAGCUUUACCGAGCAGCAGCAGUCGCCCAUGGAAGGCGUCGGGAGUGAGAUGCUACAGCAGAAAUCCGCUAUGGAGGACUUUCGAGGAUUGCUUGAGACGGCCGUUAAUGAUUCGAGGGGUGGACAUUCCACUCUGGCAUGUUUCAAUGAUAAAUUGGCCAAGGCGCCGAGGCUAAAGUUCUUGCAGGAUGGCUGGCAAAUGCACAACUUUUUUGGCGAGCAACCCAAAUCGCCGACUGAGACACCGCCAGAUAUGGAGGAUACAAUCAUGUCUGUCAUGUCAUCGACUAUGGAACGUGUUGAAAAUCGGGCUGAGAUGAAAAACUUGGCCACACUCUGCUCCGCUGCAGCAAUGGCUGCUGCUGCAACAUCGGCAACUGCGGAUGUGGAGAGCGAUGAGGGAGAGGUUGAUGGUGAGGGUGAAGAAAACACGCUGCCACCGGAACCCAUUGAGUUGACGGAUACCAUCAUCGAGGAGGAGGAAGUGGACGAUGAAGAUGAUGAUGAUGAUGAUGAGCAGGAUACUCAGAGCGGUGAAAUUGAGAAAAUUGAAAUUACCUACGAUGACGAUGAUGCCGAUGCCGAUGCAGAAGUUGAUUAUAUCGACGAAGACGAUGUUGGCGAUGAUGACGACGAAGAUGAUGAUGACUUUUUCUUGGACGUCAAUGUUGCUGUUGGCGAUCAGAGCGACACAAACUCGAAAAAUGGAGCUGCUCUACCGCCAAAACAGCGUAAAAUGUCAACCAGACUGGAGAAUCUAAUACUAACAAAGCCAGAUAUGUUGACCCAUUCAUUGUGUGAUUUUCGUCAGGAUAUGCCCAACUCGGAGUUGAUGCUAAACAAUGCGGCAUUAAACACUCUGCUUCAACAGCAAUUGGCAGCAGCUACAGCAGCUUCAGUGCAUGCCAAGGCUCAUAACCAGCAGCAGCAGCAACAGGAUUCCGAUCAGUGCGAUGAUGCGGCAAAAGUAGCAGCAGCUGGAGAAUUGUAUGCCGGUCUGGAGCACUUUACCAAUGAUGGUGGUGAUGGCGCACAGUAUGAUAUAAGUGGCGAAAUGGAGGAUAUAUUCCAGGAACUGGCCAGCAAUCUUCAUUAUCCAGAACUGGCCGAGUUUAGCCUUAAUCAAAUGUGCAAGGGCAGAUUUACCGGUCAUUGGUCACAAACGCCUGGCAAGUGGGGCGGACAGGAGCAGCUAUUGGCAGUGGCAGCGGCGCAGCAUUCGCAGGCAUUAUUGAAUGUUGGCGAUGCACCAACGGACGCACAACAGCGUCAGGCGAACAUUGUUCUCUUGGACUACCCCAUGCAAUCGCAGCAGUCGCUACAGCAGCGUUUACUCGAUACCGAGGAGCUUCAGCAUAUGCAGCAUCAGCAAACACCAGUUGCAUUGCUGCCGUUCUCUGCAGAGAAUGCCUCAGCUGUUGUUACCACACAACAGCAGCAACUUCAUCCAGCACUGCCCAACAGCGCCGAGUUUCAGCUUCAGCAUCAGCAACAGCAGUUGUCAUUGGAGAGUGAUCCAGAGUUAAAACAGCAACUGCAACAGCUGCAGCAUUUGCAGCAGCAGCAACAACACUCGAAUGCGCGCAUAAUUAAAGCUGUCGCAGCGGCAGCCGGUCAACAACAACAACAGCAGCAGCAGCAACAACAACAACAACAGCCAGCCACAAACUUUGUUUAUAAUUUGGAAAGCGGCGACAAGAGUACGCCGCCAGUGCAGUUACUCUUUCAACUGCCACCAGCCAUGUCACAACAACAGCAGCAGCAGCAACAGCAAUUGGGCGAUCAGGCCACAGAUCAGCAUCAGCAACAAUUAGCGCACUCUGAUCCGCAGCAGCCUCACAUGUUUCAGCAUCGCGCUGAACGAUUGCUUCAGCAGCAGCAGCAGCGACCACCGACACAAAGCGAAUUGGAGCAGGUGGCCCAGGAGUUGAUACUGCAGCAGCGGCAAUCACCCGCCAUUGGUCCUGUUGUUGGUGUUCAGGCAUUGCCAAUGCCCCAGAGUUUGAAGCAAAAACACUUUAAUUUGCAAGAGCAGCUCUUGUUGCAUCCGCCACCGCAUAUGCAGGCUCCUACAUGCGUACAGCAUCAGGUGGCCACACAGACGCAUACUGGCUCCGUGGUCGUGCCCCAGCAAUAUACACAAUUUGCUUUACAGCAGCAACAGCAGCAACAACAGCAACAACAGCAGCAGCAGAAUGAACUCUCCAACUGGCCAUUGACCACGCCCAAUUCAUCAGCUGUAGCAACAGCAGGUGGCGCAACCAAAUCAAUGCCAGGCGGCAUUGCAAAGAAGGCAAUUGAUAAGCAAUCUCGCAAAGAUCGACGCUGUUCCGGCUUUCGACAAACGCCAGCGGGCAGUCAAGUUAACACCAACAUACAUCAACAGCCGGUGGCGGCAGCAACGGCAGCAGCAGCAGCAGCGGCGGCUGCACAACAGCAGGCACAACUGCAGAAUCAACUGGCGGUUGCAGCAGCUGCAGCUGUGGAUAAAACAAUUGAAAUUGAUUCGGAAACCGAAUCGAAUCAUGAUACGGCAUUAACUUUGGCCUGCGCUGGUGGCCACGAGGAGCUAGUGGAACUGCUUAUAAGUCGAGGGGCAAACAUUGAGCAUCGCGACAAGAAGGGUUUCACACCCUUGAUACUGGCCGCAACCGCAGGACAUGAAAAGGUUGUCGACAUUCUGCUCAAGCAUAAUGCGGAGCUGGAGGCACAAUCGGAACGCACGAAGGAUACACCAUUGUCGCUGGCCUGUUCCGGUGGCCGUUACGAAGUUGUCGAGCUGCUGCUCAGCGUGGGCGCCAACAAGGAACAUCGUAAUGUCUCGGACUAUACACCACUCAGUUUGGCCGCCAGUGGUGGCUAUGUGAACAUUAUCAAACUACUGCUUAAUCAUGGAGCCGAAAUCAAUUCGCGCACUGGCAGCAAACUUGGCAUUUCGCCUUUGAUGCUAGCUGCCAUGAAUGGACAUACGGCUGCAGUUAAGCUGCUGCUGGAUCAGGGAUCCGAUAUUAAUGCUCAGAUUGAGACAAAUCGCAACACGGCAUUGACGCUCGCUUGCUUCCAGGGACGCCAUGAGGUGGUCAGUCUUCUGCUCGAUCGUCGUGCCAAUGUUGAGCAUCGCGCCAAAACUGGUCUAACCCCUCUAAUGGAGGCUGCAUCCGGCGGUUAUAUUGAUGUUGGCCGUGUGCUGCUAGACAAGGGCGCAGACGUGAAUGCAGCUCCUGUGCCCACAUCGAGGGACACAGCAUUAACCAUUGCUGCCGACAAGGGUCACCAGAAGUUUGUGGAGUUGUUGUUGUCACGCGCCGCCAGUGUUGAGGUGAAGAACAAGAAGGGCAACUCACCGCUGUGGCUGGCCGCACAUGGUGGUCAUUUGAGUGUCGUGGAACUGUUGUACAAUCACCAUGCGGACAUAGAUUCACAGGAUAAUCGUCGUGUCUCCUGCCUGAUGGCCGCUUAUCGCAAAGGUCACACUAAAAUUGUCAAAUGGAUGGUCCAGUAUGUGUCACAAUUUCCCUCGGAUCAGGAAAUGAUCCGUUUCAUUGGAACCAUCAGCGAUAAGGAGCUGAUUGAAAAGUGUUAUGAUUGCAUGAAAAUCCUACGCUCUGCCAAGGAAGCUCAGGCAGUCAAGGCCAAUAAGAAUGCCUCCAUAUUGUUGGAGGAACUCGAUCUGGAGCGUACACGCGAGGAGAGUCGCAAGGCAGCCGCUGCACGUCGUCGCGAGCGCAAGAAGAAAAAGAAAAUGGAGAAGAAGGAGGAGAAACGGCGCCAACAACAGGUCAGCAAUGGAUCCAACGCUGGCGAUGAUUACCAGCAAGGCGAUGAUGAUGAUGCCAGCGACAAUGACAAGGACGAUGACAGUGACAAGGAUGAUGAUGAUGACGAAGCGCCACCUACACGCGAGGAAGGUGACUCUGGCAUUGAUCAGGGCUCUUGCUCCAGCGGUGAUACAAAGGCAGCGCGCGCCAUGUCUAACCAGCCAGAUCAUGCCAAUGUCAGUGGCAAUGCGUCAGCCAAGAAGACCAAAAAGCAGCAGCAACAGCAAAAGAACAAGGCGCAGCAACAGACUUCACCCAGCGAAGCAGCCGCAGCAGCAACAGCUGCAGCAGCCUCAUCCACUCCUCUUAACAAGUCUGGUGCUAUAGUUAAAAAGAAUCCUGCCACUGAAAGCGUUAAAUUGCCGUCCAGCAGCAGCAACACUCACCAAUUGAUUGGUCAGCAAUUGAAGCGCCAAGCGGAUAUUAAACGCGAGGAAGCACUGGCAACAACAACAGCAACUGCAGCCAUUCCACAAGCUGCCAUUAGUAGCAAGAAAACCAACAAGGAAAUGGCUAAUAAGCGGGAGAAGGAAAAUCUGGCUCCCAAGGAAUCAAUACCAGCCCCAAAAUUACAGACAGCGGCAACAGCCACUAAACUCCAGGCGGUCAGUAAUGAAUAUGUCAGCAACAUUACAGCACGCAAGGAUGUCAGCAAGUCUGGCAGCUCAGCAGGCGGCACGCAGGCCAAACGCAGCGAAGUUGACGGCUGGAAGGAGGUGGUGCGCAAGAGCAGCACCCAGCAAACGACUGUCGUUAACUUAGCAAGCGGUACUCCAUCGUUGGGCGUAGGCGCAAGCAGUACCAAUGUGACGCCCAACAAUUCGACGACCAGUGUGAGCAGCAGCAUCGGUGGCCAGCAUCCACAGUCGGUGAGUAGCUCCAGUUCCAGCUCCUUGGUAACGUCCGCUCCAGAGAUGACAUGCAAGAAGGUGCAGGUGCCAGUAAAUGCCAUCUCUCGUGUGAUUGGACGCGCUGGGAGCAAUAUUAACGCAAUACGCGCCACAACCGGCGCCCACAUUGAGGUGGAGAAACAGGGAAAGAAUCAAUCGGAGCGCAGCAUAACCAUUAAGGGUUUAACCGAUGCCACCAAGCAAGCUCACAUGCUCAUCCUAUCGCUGAUUAAGGAUCCAGAUGUAGACAUCUUGCAAAUGUUGCCGCGCAUCAACAGCAGCAUCAAGGCUGGUGCAACAGGCGCUGCAUCUGCCACUGCAACAGGAGCAGCCGCGAAUAUCUCCACGCCCAUGACAGUGGGCACCUGGGAUAAUCGCACGGCUGCCGUAACAUCCGCAUCGGCUGUGGGCAAUUAUUCCUCGGCUGCCUCGACGACAUCCACGUCGUCGAGCUCAUCUGCCAGCUCAACGCCGGGCGUUGCUUAUAGCAAUGCAACAGCGCACAAUGCGAAGCAGCAGCAGCAACAGGCUACGCCUGGUAGUGGCAGCAAGACUCAAAGUGCACGUGGUGGUGCCUCCAAAUCGAACGCCGCCGGCGGCAAGGCAUCCAGCUCAACGCGGGGCCAGAGCAGCCGUGCAUACACUGGACAGCAGCAGUCGACACGCACUGGAACUGGUGGUGGUGCAUCCACUUCGUCAAACGGCACGACCUCGGCUCAAGUGGCUAAAGCGAAGCAGGAGAAUGUCACUUUGCUGAAAUCCACAUCGACAUUUGCCCCUCAAAAGGGUUCUGCAGUUACCGCAGCACCCCAAGGCAAAUCAUCCCAGAGCUUUGGCAUGAAGGCAAUGCCAAGUGUGAUGCAAUCACCCAAAAAGCUCGAUACACCGACCGGUCUUGGCUCGACGAGUGGACGCAACAGUGGCGGUGUCGUUGUUGCACCGUUUGGACGUGGCAAACCAGUGGGUGGAGCAGCUGUUGGUGUUUCGCAGCUGGGCAGCAGUAGCAACAACAAUAACAUGAUCAACAAUACAUUGGCUGGACCAAUUGGCACUUUCAACGUGGCCGAUGUGGCCGCCGUUAAUGCAGCUGCUGCAGCCGCUGCAGCGAUCAACAGCAACAUCAACAACAACAACAGUAAUAAUAACAGUGGAAAACCGCGUGCAGUUACGCCCAUUGCACCGCCCAGUAAGCGCAACAGUUCACCAACACCACAGCAACAGCAGCAACAACAACAACAACAACAACAACAGCAUCUUCAGCAACAACAACAGCAACAGCUUCAACAACAGCAACUACAACAGCAGCACCAGCAACAACCGCCGCUACAACAGCAACAACAGCCAUCGCAGUUGCAAUCGCAAACAAACAACAAUCAGCAUCAGAAUCUUGUGAUCAAUACAAAUUCAUUGAAUGAUCUAAUGGCUGCCGAUAGCUUCAGUGCACAGCUGGCUGCAAAGUUGUCCAGCGCUUAUUGUCUCUUCAGCGACUAUCAGCAGUCGCAGUGGGGCAAGUUGGGAGUCGAUGGCAGCACUGCAGUUGGCGGUACGGUCUCUGGUGCAGCUGCAGGCUGUGGCGUCAAUGCAAUGGCUGGCGAUGUACUGCCACAGGCGGAUGCCUCCAAAGCGCCAGGAUACAAUCGCAACAUACUCAGCUCGCCGGUUGGCAGCUCAAAGGCGUCAUCGAAUCAUUCGACAUCGCCACCAGUUGGAAAUGUUGCUGCCGCUGUCGCCAUGCAACAACAGCAGGUACAACAGCAAAGUCAGAGCCAGCAAGCCCUUAACAUAAUCACAAGUGGUGCUGGCGGAAGCAACACAGCGGCCAGGUCACCACUGGUAACAGAAACACAAGGCGGUGGCAAUGCAUCCGUCGGAGUUGUGUCGGUCAAUGGAGCACAGGGACAUGGCGAUGUCAAUAAUUCAGCGCCAUCUCAUUCACCGGGCGUCAUCAAGCCACCAACGGCUCCAAUACAAAGACCUCCGCACGCCAUGCAAAUGACCGCACCGGAACCAACAAGCAACAACAACUUCGGAUCAGCAGCCGCUGCAAUGAUUGAUCGUCAGCAGCAGAAUCUGCAGCGUUUGCUCUUUGAUAAGGUUGAGCAGCAACAGCAACAACAGCAGCAACAACAACAGCAGCAGCAGCAACAACAACAACAACAACAGCAGCAGCAGCAACAACAACAACAACCGCUUAACUAUCCCAUGGAUCCAUCAACGCCUUAUAUGGUGGAUGGCAUGAUGCGUCUGAACUCUCGACCUGCACCAUUUGCUCAGGGCAACAACAAAUCCCAGCAACAGCAGCCACCAAGUGUAAAUCAGGCCCAAUCCAUAACACUGUCCAAUAUGUUUUCAAACCAGGCCAGACAAGCUCCUAGCUCACGGAAUCAUGGCGCCUCGGCUGUGGGCCAACGCUGGUAUGGUGGACAAUUGGAGUAUCCAGCUUAUAGCGGUCGUGAUAUGCUGCAUCUGGAGAAUGGCGGCGGCGGCUUGGCGGGCCUUAGUUCACCAUCUGCCAUGUCACCCAACCAUGAUGACAUUCGCAAGAUGCCGCGACCCAUUGGUACCGAGCGUGCUGCCUCCUGGAAGUAUAACUUCAAUUCGGGUGCCUCGGCGCUCAGCAUGGACGAUGCACUGGGCAGUGCUAUGCCACCAUGGGCACAUGAACUAAAGGCACAACCGCCAGGUCUUCAACAGCAACCGCAGCAACCGCCCAACUGGAUAAAGCAGCAAUACAGGCAAUAUAACAAUGGACUCUAUCCGCAACGGCACGACCCAAUGAAUAUGCCAAUGGAUUACCACAAUAUACAACAGCAGCAACCGCCACCGCCGCCACCGCAGCAGGUGCAUGUUAAUCUGAUGCCAUCAUCGUAUGGCUUUCAACCCUUUGUUGGCGCACACGGUGCCUCAGAUGUGUCGGGGCAUUUGCCCGACAAGGUGGAAGUGUGGGAACACCACGACAAGCACCAGCCAUGGGCAAAUUACACCACAAAUUGGUCAAAUUGAUGCUCUGGUGAGCAGCAGUAGCAGCAGCAGCAGCAACAUGCAACUGCAGCAGCAACGGCAACAGUUGCCGGCGAAUGGAAGGCAGCUUGGUAUACAGGAGAAGAUUAGAUCACAUACAACAACAAGGACAGGAAAGAUAAAGUGCACAGCAACUACAAUAAACGGUCAGAGCCGCAAGAAAUGUGAAAAUGAUAUUGAUUUUUUUUUUCAACAUUUGCUUUGCGGCAGCCACACACAAACACACAAACAUUCACACUCAGAUACACAUCCACAGCAAGCAUAUAUAAACUCGACAACAAUCAUCGAUCAACUCUCAAAUGCAGCGAAACAACAACAACCAGACUCUUGGCCUUGUUCAUUAUUUUUUAACAAUUUAAUUUUUCUUUCGUUGGGCAACUAUUUAAAUUCACAGGUAACUUGAAAUUUGGUCAAGAUUAAUUAUAAUACAAAUGAGGAAACUAGCAAGAACUAAACAUAAUUAAACACACAUGCAUACACACACACACCCACACAUACGCAUAAGCGCACACACAUGCAUAAAUAUUUACACAAACCGAAGACAGAAAUCAUGGAAAAAAAUAUAUAUUAUUUAUUUUAAAUGUAAUUUGAAUAAUUUGAUAUUCCUUGAAGUAAAGAAAACAAUUGUAUAACUUAUUAUUAAUACGUGUGAUUAAACGAAGCAUAAAUCGCAAAAAGCUAAAGGAAAUCUGAAGGAAACUAAAGAAACACACGUGUAUAACUUUAAGCUAGAAGUCAGACUUAUGAAUGAAACAUUUAAAUGAAAUUAGCGAAAGCUAAAAACCAUUUACACAAACACUAAACCGAUUAUAUAAUAUAUAUACAUAUAUUCAUAUUUAAUAUUAAUUAAUAAACAAAAAAUGCAACAACCUGAAUGUCAAAACUUUAUACAUAAUAUAUGUGCGUGUGCAGUUUCUCCCUUACGCACUUUCUCUUAACCACUUGGGAGAAGGCGACAGGUGCCAGGGGAUGAAUAUGCAAUAGGAAUGCUAAAAUAUAACGAAAUCGACAAGCUGCAGCUGCAAUAAAAAUGCUUGCAAUGAAAACAACAUGAACAACAACCGCCACAACAGUAAAUAAUACAGCAAUGAAAAGAAAACCUAACAAGAAAUUACUUAAAUACUACUACUUAUAUAGUAUACACACACACACACAAGCUUAACAUUAAACUACACUAAUACUGUUAAACAUAUGAGAAAAUCUCCACAAAUUUGAAGCGAGAGUGCAUUAAACUUUACUUACGUAUUUAGCUAAGAACAAAUUACACACAACAAACACAACGUAUACAAAUUUUAGAGACUCUUUUUGUACGUUCAUAAUUCAAAUUUUGAGUUGUAAUUUGUCUGGUCUUUAGUUCUCCUUAACGUGCAUAGGGAACGGAUACUAAAAAUGUAGCUAGUAGAAAUUUGAAUUGCUUACUUAACUUAAUGUAUAUCGAGUAUGCAACAUUAAAGGUCGACUAACGUUUUAAUAAUCCAUUGAAAACAAAAAAAAUAAGAUAACAAAGAUACACUUGAAUGCAUAGAUGAUGAGAUAAUAAAACGGCUUGCCAACUUUUUAAAGCUUAUCCGACACUACGCGUAGGACGUUUUAGAGAUAGAGCACAACAAUACAUAGCAUAGAAUGUGUUUCCCAAUACAUAAAUAUACAAUAACAGCAACAACAAGAACUACAACAACAACAACACCAAAAGCAUAAGUAAAUGAAAACGAUAUUGAAUGAAAUAUGUAAAAACACUUGAUAAACUUAAACUUGAGCCGCUGACCUCCAGCUGGAGGAGAGGUAUAUGGCAGUAAUUGCUUUGUAAAAUGAAAAAGAAUAUAACAAAUGAAAAAUAUAUACUUAUGUAGACAAACCGCAUACAUACGCGAAUGUAUGUGUGUAUGUUUGCGCUACAUGGCCUACACUUGCAUAAAA